Messenger RNA from Psylliodes chrysocephalus, 1887 nucleotides. NCBI's taxonomy places the organism in Eukaryota, Metazoa, Arthropoda, Insecta, Coleoptera, Chrysomelidae. The record is from the annotation of a GenBank genome assembly.
AAUCAAAGUAUGUGCCCAAGUCCGACUCAGCUGAGUUUUGUUUAUAAAUACGGGCAUAGUAGACACAAAAUAGACACUGCUCGCACCACUAAUUACAGAUCACAGGUGAUCCUGAUCGAAGAAAAAGAAGAAAACAGUUAGAGGUUAUGUAUAUGAAUGUUUUCAAAAAUACCAAUAUUUAAAAUUUAAAAACGCCGAUUGUCAAGUGAAAAUCAUUUAAUCAUUAUCAUUUCUUUAAUCUAUUAAUAAUCAGUAAAGCAGAUAGUAUAAUUUAAUAAAGCGCCACAACUUACAGUAACAUUUAAAAUAAAUUUAAAGUUACUGCUUACGUGUCGUAUCUAUUUACGCAUUUAAUAGUGCCACAGUGCCAGUAUUAUUGCCGAAACAGACAGUGAUAUCGAUAAACUGUGUGGAAUUGAAAUAUUCCAUAAAUCAACUUUUAUUUAAUUGCAACAUAUUAUCAGUGUUAUAAUGGCGCCUGAUGCAGAACGCCUUGAUAUAAUAUUACUAGGCGCAACAGGUUUUACAGGCAUACACUGCAUUCCUUAUUUACACAAACUAGCAAAGGAGAAUGGAAGAAACUUGUCAUGGGGUGUAUCUGGACGUUCAGAAGAUAAAUUGAAAGCUGCCCUAGAUAAAAUGGGAGGUGAAAUUGAAGCUGAUUUGUCAGGCAUACCAAUCAUCGAGUCAGACAUUAAAAAUGACGAAUCCCUCCUAAGAAUGGCUAAAAAAGGCAAAAUUGUUAUAAAUUGCUGUGGACCUUAUCGAUUUUUGGGUGAGCCAGUAGUUAAGGCAUGCAUUGAAGCUGGUGCACAUUAUGUUGACGUCAGUGGAGAGCCACAGUUUCUGGAAUCUGUACAACUGAAGUAUCACAAGGAUGCACAGGAAAAAGGUGUAUAUAUCGUGAGUGCCUGUGGCUUCGACAGCAUCCCUUCCGACUUGGGACUGGUAUUUGUCCAGGACAAAUUCCCAGGUACUCUAAAUUCCGUUGUGUCAUAUUUGGAAAUGUGGGAAGAAGGUGAAAUUAGUCCUGGUCCAGGUGUUAAUUAUGGUACUUGGGAAAGUUUGGUGUACGGUUUGGCUCACGCUACUGAACUGUCAAGCAUUCGCAAACAUUUGUUUCCAGAGCGAUUACCCACUUUCAAACCAAAAUUGCAACUUAAAACUUUGCCACACCGUCCUUGUGUAGUAGGAGGUUGGGCUUUGCCGUUUCCCGGUGCCGAUCACUCCGUGAUGAAAAGAAGUCAAAGAUAUAUGUAUGAAAACGAGAAUAAACGACCUGUCCAAGUGGAUACGCAAGUGGUCUUCAAAAGUUUUUUCUUGGUGAUUGCUAUGAUUUUUAGUUUCCUGCUAUGGUCGUUAUUGGUCAAAUUCAAAUUCGGCAGAGAUUUGCUACUAAAUUAUCCCCACAUAUUCACUGCCGGCUUGUUCAGGAAGGACCAGAAUCCUUCUGAAGAAAAAAUAGCCAAAACCUUGUUCCGAAUAACGUUUUAUGGUGAAGGUUGGGACCAAAAAUUGGCGAACAAGAACGACCAAUAUUCAACACCGCCGAAUAAGAGCAUUGUUGCCAGAGUUAACGGUAGAAAUCCAGGAUAUGGUGCGACGUGCGCUUGUCUCGUCGGAGCCGCUGUUACUAUCGCUGCUGAAAAAGAUAAAUUACCCCAAAAUGGUGGAGUAUACACUCCGGGAGUUGCAUUUGGAAAGACUUCUCUAAUUGAACUAUUGAAUAAAAACGAAGUUACAUUUGAAGUAAUAUCUCAGAAAGACAUAUAAUUUCUUUAACUUAAACAUACGUAUUUUUAAUGAAAUAAUUACAUUUUUUUACUGUUAGAGUUACUAAUAUUGUAUUUUUGUUAUUACUACUUAUUUAGCUGUGGUUAAUAAAGC